UCACUUUAAAUCCUUGGGUUGCUUUUCUUCUUUGCACAGAAGUCGCGCUCGGGCAGCCCGCGCGCUCGUAGCAGGAACCAGGCUCCAGGCGCUGGCGCCGGGGCCGCGAGGAGGAGGCGACUUCGCUCCCUGCGGCGGGCGCCCCGAGCCUCUCGGCCCCGGAGAGCGGGCGGCGGCAGCGGCCUCCCCGGCGCGGCCGUCCUGACCGCUCCGCAACGCGCAGAGGCACCUGGCAGCCUUCGGGAGCAGAGACUGUGCGAUUGAUGAGUUUGCCUUGGGCGUCGGUGACCAGGUGAAGCGGGCCAGCAUGGGUCAGAAGGUCACCGGAGGGAUCAAGACUGUGGACAUGAGGGACCCCACGUACCGGCCCUUGAAGCAGGCUCUGCAGGGCCUGGACUACUGCAAGCCCACCCGCCUGGACCUGCUGCUGGACAUGCCGCCUGUGUCCUACGAGGUCCAGCUGCUCCACUCGUGGAACAACAAUGACCGCUCGCUCAACGUCUUCGUGAAGGAGGACGACAAGCUGAUCUUCCACCGGCAUCCGGUGGCCCAGAGCACGGACGCCAUCCGGGGCAAGGUCGGGUACACGCGGGGGCUGCACGUGUGGCAGAUCACGUGGGCCAUGAGGCAGCGGGGCACGCACGCCGUGGUGGGGGUGGCGACGGCCGACGCCCCCCUGCACUCCGUCGGGUACACGACGCUCGUGGGCAACAACCAUGAGUCCUGGGGCUGGGACUUGGGGCGCAACCGGCUCUACCACGACGGCAAGAACCAACCGAGCAAAACGUACCCGGCCUUUCUGGAGCCGGACGAGACGUUCAUUGUCCCCGACUCCUUCCUCGUGGCCCUGGACAUGGACGACGGGACGCUGAGCUUCAUUGUGGACGGGCAGUACAUGGGAGUGGCUUUCCGGGGACUCAAGGGCAAAAAACUGUAUCCUGUUGUGAGCGCCGUCUGGGGCCACUGUGAGAUCCGCAUGCGCUACUUGAACGGACUUGACCCGGAGCCCGUGCCGCUCAUGGAUCUCUGCCGCCGCGCCGUGCGCCUGGCCCUGGGGAAGGAGCGGCUGGGGGACAUCCCCGCGCUGCCGCUGCCCGCCUCCCUCAAGGCCUACCUCCUCUACCAGUGACCCUCCGCCCAGGAUCGCACGCCGCACGACAGCCACCUGGCGCCGACGCACCCCGCGCCUUGGACGGGUGUCCGUCCGCUGCCGUGUGAGGAAGGCCCUGCUCCUCCUCUUCGUCAUCCUUCGGGACACAGACACGGACAGCUCUGGACACAGGCGCCUCCGCCCCCCUGCCCUACCUUGGCGGAAGGUCCCUGCGUGCCGCGCCACCGCCCCUCCGUGGGGAAAGACACAGUGGACUCCGAGGAAGCCUGGUGCUGAGUGCCCAUCUGCUCCCAGGAGGGGGCGCACGGGCAGCCGGUACCUGCCGGGUCCCAGGGCGGGCCGGCACGGUGCACAGACCCCAGGGGUGCUAAGAGGUGCUUCGACGAGGGGUCGUGUCCCGGCAG
Molecule: messenger RNA, 1515 nt
Organism: Phyllostomus discolor (pale spear-nosed bat)
Lineage: Eukaryota; Metazoa; Chordata; Mammalia; Chiroptera; Phyllostomidae
Gene: SPSB1
Product: splA/ryanodine receptor domain and SOCS box containing 1
Exons: 3
Coding region: 308-1129 (273 amino acids)
Biological process (GO): proteasome-mediated ubiquitin-dependent protein catabolic process
Cellular component (GO): SCF ubiquitin ligase complex
Molecular function (GO): protein binding
Source: RefSeq, a predicted model, not a curated record